Molecule: messenger RNA, 1344 nt
Organism: Schizophyllum commune H4-8
Lineage: Eukaryota; Fungi; Basidiomycota; Agaricomycetes; Agaricales; Schizophyllaceae
Exons: 2
Coding region: 1-1344 (447 amino acids)
Source: RefSeq, a predicted model, not a curated record
AUGGUUAGAAUGCCGACCCUCGUCUUGCCCGUGGAAGCCCGGGGGCGACUUAAGAAAGACUUCACGAUGACGCUCCCCAUUGAGCUCUUAUCCUACAUCUUCCUCGUCGGGCAAUAUCUGUCCCUCCAGGAAGAGGCGGACAGCGAAACGAAAAGGCACCCCUUCGAGCUCCUAGUAUGCGCUGUGAAUCGCCACUGGCGGCAGGCCGCUCUCGGCACAGCGCUUCUCUGGCACAGCAUAGAUAGCCGGAAGGCGCCUGACAUGAUCGCGGCGUAUCUCAGGCGCUCCCACAGCGCAGGCCUGCACCUCCGCCUCGUCGAGCCCAUCGACCCCGCCGCGCUCGCGCUCGUCCUCGCCGAGCGCACGCGGUGGGCGACCGCCUCCAUCGGCGCGCUCCUCAGCGCCGAAGAGGGUCUGCUGUGCGCCGCCCUGCGCACCAUCGGCGCCUGCCCGGUCCAGCACCUCUCGAUAACUUUCGAGACCGUGGACGGCGGGCGGACGCCCACGCUGGGCGACGUGGCGACGCCGCAGAUCUUCCUCGAGGCGGCGCCGUCGCCCGCGUUCGUCCGCCUCCGCGGAUUCGCGCUCCUCGCGAUGCGCCCCCGCCUGGACGGCGUCGUCACGCUCCAUCUCGACCUCACGCGGCGGCUGCGGUUUUCGUACGCGCUGCUGAGCUCGUUGCUGACGUCCUCGCCGUUCCUCGCCCACCUGUCCAUGCAUGGGUACUGCGAGCCGAGCGACUGGCCCGAGGAGCGCCAGACGAUCCACCUGCCUGCGCUGCGCUCCUUCCGGCUGAAGUGCAUGAUGGGGCGCACAUACACGGAGCUCCUCACGCGCAUCGAGGCUCGCGGCCUCGUCUCGCUCGCCCUCAAGGACGUGCAGAACGACGACCUCGACGGAAUAUGGGCCAUGAACGAGCGUGAGCCCCUCUUCCCCAAGCUCGAGACGCUCUUCUGCGUAGGCUGCGAGUUCUCCGACGCCCUGUACCCGCUCAUCAUGAGCGCCUUCCCGACGAUAAAGGAGUACAUCUGCCUCGGCGACACCGUCGGCUGCCCUUACAUCUGGCGACACCUGAAGCCACGACAUGCGCAUUGGCCGAACCUUGAGCGGCUGGCGUUCCUUUUCGACGAGGAUGAGCGCAGCUAUGUCAUGGUCGAGGACCUGAAGGCGUGGCAGGAGACAGGUGAACGACGCACCCUGCAGCUUCGUCUCCAUACCGACACAGACAUCACGGAUUUCCAGGCCUACGCUCAUGAUUGCGGCGUCGAAGUCGAAAAAGUACCUCGUCUGGGCGCAUGGCCGGACGCCUAUACUACUGACGAAGAGGAUUCUUUGUUCUGGUGA